AUGUUUAAAAAUGCUAGUUCAGCGAUUAGAGCAACAACUGAUGAAGGGAGGUUAAAUGGUUUAUUAGGAACAAAUAGCAGGACACCUGAUAUAUUAAAAGGGAUUGGAGAUGUGAGUGAAGCAUUUUCGCCCUAUAUAAAUUUGAUAAAUUUAGUAGCUGUUAUUACAGAAGAAACAUUAAAAAUUCUUGAAAAUAUUGAAUAUAAUAAGAAAACAUGUAAAAAUCUAAUUGACAGAAUACAAGCAGUAGAAUUUAGUGUUAAAAUACUAGUAAGAAGAAGAGAAGAAAAUGAAAAAAAUUUUCGUGACGAUGCAUACUUCAAAGCAUUUUAUCGUUUAGUUCAAAAUUUAGAAGAUAUUAAAAAUUUUGUACGUGAUGUGUCAAAACUUAGUGGAUUACGAAAAUUUACAGAUUCUGGAUCUGUCAAAAAAAGAUUUAAUGAAUUAAUUAAAGAAUAUGAUCAAAAUAUCAUUGAUUUACAUUUUACUAAAUGUGUUGCUGAUGAAGAGCAACUUAUAGAAGCAGGUGUUACUGACAAUAAAAAAAAUAUCAAUAUUGUUUUAGAACAGAUUUCUUUAAUGUGGCAAGAUUUAUUAGAUAAAAUCGAUGAAAGUACUCGUGCUAAACAUACAGAACAGAAUGAUAUUGAUGACGAAGAUGUUUGUGUGCCAAAGAUUGAAGACAUUGUAUUAGAAGAUCCAAAAGGAAAUGAUGAUACCAGAGGAAGAGUUUUAAAGAAAUAUUAUAAACAUUAUGGAAUUUAUGUUGCGUGUAAAAGUGAUAAAUUUUUAGAGGAAAAGCAAAAGGGAUUUCCACGUUAUAUUGCAUUCCUAAAGAAAAUUAGUAAAGAAUAUUCUGCUUGUAGACCAACAUUUCAAAAAAUUGUACUCGACUUGAAUAAUCUUAUUACAAAAGAAAAAACUAAAAUUGGAGAUUUGUCAUGGUUAAGGCAUCGUAAUGAAGCUGAAAAAGCCCUUAAAAGAACACCUUCACCCAGUAAAGCGGAUCAAAUUGAAGGUUUUAAUUUAGAUUCAAAAACUCCACCAUCCUCAUCAUCUUCAAUAAAAUCAAUUCUAUCAAAAACAUCAAUGAUAAAAGGAAAUACUCCAGAAACAAAACAACCCUCAAAAAUUCAAAAUAUACCUACAAUGUUAGUAGCUUUACAAAUAUUGGAUGAAGCAUUUAAGAAAGAACCUGAUAUUUUUAAACUUGAUGGAUUAUCAAAAGCAACCUUUAACAAACGACCAACUUCAAUCCAUUGUUGA
This is a messenger RNA of Entrophospora sp. SA101, 1266 nucleotides long. The record is from the annotation of a GenBank genome assembly. Lineage: Eukaryota; Fungi; Glomeromycota; Glomeromycetes; Entrophosporales; Entrophosporaceae.